This is a messenger RNA of Durusdinium trenchii, 1165 nucleotides long. The record is from the annotation of a GenBank genome assembly. NCBI's taxonomy places the organism in Eukaryota, Dinophyceae, Suessiales, Symbiodiniaceae.
GGCUCAGUGCAAGAACACAUAUCAUAGGUAGAUGAGGGCGUGUGAGCAGAGAGAGAGCCAGCUGUGUAAGGGGUAGAAGCUUUGAUGGGUCAUUGCCUCUGUGUGCACGCAGAGCAGGCUGACCAACAUCAACAGGAUGUGGAGCCUUUUCCAGGACGUCAAGGAACAUCCUCAAAGAGUGCGACAAAGCCUUCGCCGUCCUCAGAGCCAAGCAAGCCCGUUGGCAGCUCGGAGGAGCGGGAAGAGCAUCCCACUGUGGUAGUGGAGCAUGGCAUCAAGUACACUGGUCAAUGGAAGAAUGGCCUAAGAGAUGGUCAUGGACUCCAGGAGUGGCCAGAUGGAGCCCAAUUCGAGGGCAAUUGGCGAAAUGGCCUUGCCGAAGGUUUUGGAAAGUUCGUGCAUGCCGACGGUGAUGUUUAUGAAGGACAGUGGAAGGGAGACAAGGCAAAUGGAGAGGGUGUGUAUCAUCAUGCUGAUGGUUCCAGGUAUGUUGGCCAGUGGAGAGAUGACCAAAAAGAAGGACAAGCCAUAGAGGAAUGGGCAGACAAUUCACGCUUUGAGGGCCAGUACCGUGCCGGCAAGAAGCAUGGACACGGGACCUUUACCUGGGCGGAGGGUUCCUCGUACGAAGGGGAGUUUGAGAACAACGAGAUCCACGGUCAGGGCACGUACUUUUGGAAUGAUGGACGCGUCUACAGAGGGCAGUGGGCGAACAACAGGAUGAAUGGGACAGGAACGUUCACUUGGCGAGAUGGGAGGAAGUACGUUGGCGGCUAUUUUCAAGACAAGAAGGACGGGCAUGGUGUGUUUACCUGGCCUGACGGACGAGAAUAUGUGGGCGACUGGAAGGAUGGGAAACAACAUGGCAUUGGUGUCUUCAAGACUGCCAAAGGGGAUUUUCGCCGUGGAGAAUGGAAGGAUGGAAACCGAAUCCGCUGGAUUUCAGAGGCUUAUCGAGAGGAUGGGAACCAGCCGGGUGUGGAGGAGCGUCAGCGCCAGAACAACCCCCAGGCUGAGUCCUCAACCAAUCCUCCCGGGGAAACGUCCCAGCAUGUUGCCUCUGCCGCAUGAGCUCUCAGCUGAGAGUGAUUGCUUUCUGCAGGCAAAGACCUGCUGUUUGGAAGCAAGGAACAUUUUGACCUUAACAACUUCAAACCGAUUCCAA